AUGUUGGCUGGUUCUCGGGGCGAGACAUCAACUUGGCCACAGACGUAUUAUCUGUCGUCCAAGGUUAUCGAGAUGAAGGUUCGCGAGUUGACAUGGGCGAUAUAUGUCGCGCGAGACGAACUUGAGGGGAACUUCGGCAUCAUGUCCGCAGUAGCCAACAGCCCUUUGCCAGCAAAAGGCCAGAAGUCCGGGAGAGCAAGCACUAUGGGCUGCGUCAAGGCGACCAAGCCUUCUCGUUCCCGCCACUGA
Molecule: messenger RNA, 249 nt
Organism: Colletotrichum higginsianum IMI 349063
Lineage: Eukaryota; Fungi; Ascomycota; Sordariomycetes; Glomerellales; Glomerellaceae
Exons: 1
Coding region: 1-249 (82 amino acids)
Source: RefSeq, a predicted model, not a curated record